Panicum hallii is the source of this 1709-nucleotide messenger RNA. Its product is annotated as jacalin-related lectin 19-like. The record is from RefSeq and is a predicted model, not a curated record. The coding region runs from base 408 to 1001 and encodes 197 amino acids. The transcript is spliced from 2 exons. Gene Ontology annotation, molecular function: carbohydrate binding. Lineage: Eukaryota; Viridiplantae; Streptophyta; Magnoliopsida; Poales; Poaceae.
ACUAAGGGCAUCCAAUUCCCUCGCCACCAGCACGCGAUAAUCUGCAUUUUCAGUUCUGAACUUGUAGCGUAUAAGUGCUACCACAAGUGCGCUACGUUUUGCCUGUACCUCUGGCUGUCUGCAACUCAACUCUGAAGAAUCCUAGUCUCACAUCCUCCGGUUUCAGGUGACAAGCUACCAAUCAUGGUAAUGGGCAUCCGCCGUUCAUUCAGCAAAUCAGCACGAUUUCUUUCUGUCGUUCAUUCAGCAAAUCAGCGUGGUUUCUUUCUUUCUUUCUUUCUCGUGCAUACGGAUUGGCACUUGGGGGUACCCCAAGCUGGGGUGCGAUUUUCAAAUCAAAUCUCUGAACACCAUGUGCGUUCGCUGUGGUUGCCGUUUCCUCGCAGCAACCGGCUCACCAGAGAAGGAUGGUCGCGUCGAGCAAGGUGAUCAGGGUCGGGCCAUGGGGCGGCCGCGGCGGCAGCCCGUGGGACGACGGCGCGCACCGCGGCGUCCGGAGCAUCACCGUCACGUACGGGCGCGUCCUGGAGUCGAUGCAGGUGGAGUACGUCGACAGGAACGGCCGCCCGGUCCUCGGCGAGAAGCACGGCGGCGGGACGGGCCGCAGCCUCUCCGCCAAGAUCGAGCUGGACUUCCCGUACGAGUUCGUGACGGGCGUGAGCGGGUGGUACGGCGCGGCGCACGGCGGGUCGCCGCCGGCGGUGCGGUCUCUGGCGUUCGCGACGAGCCGGGGGGCGGCGCACGGCCCGUUCGGGGGCGCGGACGCCGACGGGGUGCCGUUCGCGUACCCGAUGGAAGGGGGCGUGGUGGUCGGGUUCGCGGGGCGGAGCGGCUGGCACCUCGACGCGCUGGGCCUCUACGUCGCGGCGCUGCGGGCCGAGACGCUCUCCGACGUGGUCCAGGAGCGCGGCCUCGCGGCGUACCGGUCCUUCGUCUACGGCGACGGCGGGGCGCCGCGUCGGCAGGACAAGAAGAAGCCGUUCGAGUGGUGCUACAAAUAGCAACUGCUGUUCGAGUACUACGAAACGAAGGAGCCGGUGCGGCUCGGCCGAACCGCACUGAAGAAGCGGGCCGGCGGGCCGGAAAGGGCUCGAAAACCAGAGUGGGCGAUCGGCCUACUCCCCUGUCACACUUCACGUGCAGAGUUAUGGAAGGAUAAGAACAAGUCACGUUGCUGUGAGUGCGAGUUGUAAUCCGGUGAGGAUAGCUCAACAACAGGGCGAAAGUUUGCCGCACCGGGAGCCAAUGGCGCGCAUGAGAGAGUUGCGAGAGCGAAGCAGAGACAGCUCACGUCAAAAGCGUUGGGAGCAGCAGCCGGACAACGGCAGCCGCAACCUGCCUGGAACCCAGCCAGCCUGAUUGAAUGGCCUGGCCCCUCGCUGCCGCCGGACGCAACGGGACGCCACGCCGCGCGGGAGGAAACGGACAGGCCGAACCGACACGGCAGCUCGGCAGGCCGCGCCCCUUCCCGUCCGCGCCCGCUCGCGGGAAGGAGAGAACGCACCCAGGCAUCAUCCGCCGUUCCGCCCACAGCCCGCCGCACAUGAUGACACCUCGGCGAUCCGCGGGGUCCCGCACGCCCCACGCGUACGUACCCCACGGCUUUCAAAUCACGGCCUCCCUCCCGUGGUCGUGCCGCCGUCCGUCUCUACGCGCAGUCGCACGCACGACUUCCAUUCCACGCCCCGCGGCGUUUCAAAUUGCGCCGA